AUGCCAGAAGCAGUUCCUCUAAAUCAGAGCGAGAUUGCUGACGCGAAAUUAAAGACGGGUACGAGUGAAAUUCAUAGUAUAAUAACUGGUGAGAAUUUGAGCUUUCCGUCCACAACUGUUGGCGCCACACCAAAACCAGAAGCAAUUGUAAGACCAUUGAGACGACGAGAGCCAUCAGAUGAUGACAAUCGUUCACCGGAUGUAGAAAAUUUGGAGGCACAAAUAAUCGAUAAAUUGACAAAGUUGGAAAAGCCACAGAAAUUGCAGCGACAAUCGAGUCGAGAAAGUGAUAGAAAAGCUCAAAACAGUAGACGAGGUUUAAAGGAAGCAUCAUCCGAUGAAUCUAUAAUUAAACGUCCACUAUUCGUAACCACAGUACCUCGUGGGAUUUUCCUUCAACCGCAACCAAUUGUGAAAGAAAUAGUGGCGAAAGCACGUCAUGUUUAUGCAUAUGCUAGCCACCCACGAAUUCUUAACGUUGAUCAUAAGCAACGGCGUGAAAUUCUUUCCAAACAAAGCAGUAUUAAUAGCACAUUCAAUCAAAUCAUUCAUCGGAAUGUGAACUUAAUAAGUAAAAAUAUUAAAACAUUUGACGAUCAGAUCGAUGCUCGAUUUGAGAAGGCUGAUGAUGCAGUUUAUAAAAUUACGGGUGUUAAAAUUACAAGGACAAGAGAGAGUCAGCCAUGUCAAAAUUUGAUGUACGAUCGUCGGGUGGUUCGAGGAAGUAACUUUGCCUCAACAAAUCUCCAAGUUGCUGAGUGUGAAAAUAUAAGAAAAGAGGAAGAAGCAAAGCGAAGGCAAAUUUUAAGGAAACGUCAAGUGUCGCGAAAUCAACGAGGAGUCAUUGGUACACCACCACCAGUUAAAGGCAGAAAGCACGAAACAAUACAAACAGAGAAAUAUUUAGAAGAAUUAUUUUCACGUCCACCAGAAAUUGAGCAAUCUUGUCAAACAGAUCUUUUCUUACAACGUCCACCAACACCUCUAUACGUAACAGCAAAAAUUGGAGUCGAUGCAUCAACAGAAAUCGUUGACGGAGAAUUAUUUGACUUUGAUAAUGAAGUCCAUACAAUUCUGGAGUCACUAAUAGGUACCACAUUGCAGCAAGCUUUAACAGAGGUUGUCCAUGAAGAGGAAAUUGCAGAUCUUCGAGAGCAGCAACAUAAAAUGUUGGCAAAUCGAGAAGUUGAAAUGGCUGAAUUGAGACGACUUGAGAGUAAGGAGAUUAUGCUGCAAAGUGAAAAGACCCGCUGUAAGUUUGAAGAGGACGAGCGAGAAGUCAUGCACCUUCAAUUAAAUCAACGCAUAACAGCGGCAAAGUUACUUCAAGGACACAUUGCAGAUCUCCUACCCAGCGUUCUAGAAUCAAUAGAAUCGGUACGAGAUGCUGAAAAUAAGGAAGACUUGCAGCAAAAAUUGACACCAUGGCUAGCUGAGGAGGUUGCAUCUGAAAUUGGACAGAUGGUGGAUUCACAGGAACUUUUAUUGGAAAUUGUAAAGGAAGUUUUACAACACAGGGCAGAAAUUUAUGCAAAUUUUGAACAAGACGAUGACAUGUGA
Chironomus riparius is the source of this 1560-nucleotide messenger RNA. Lineage: Eukaryota; Metazoa; Arthropoda; Insecta; Diptera; Chironomidae. The record is from the annotation of a GenBank genome assembly.